Messenger RNA from Periophthalmus magnuspinnatus, 1252 nucleotides. Its product is annotated as growth hormone-regulated TBC protein 1-A-like. Lineage: Eukaryota; Metazoa; Chordata; Actinopteri; Gobiiformes; Gobiidae. Bases 145 to 1191 code for a protein of 348 amino acids. The transcript has 8 exons. The record is from RefSeq and is a predicted model, not a curated record.
GUUCCUUACAGAAGCCCCUCCCCUUUUGCAGUCAGGUAACAUUCUCAGUUGACAUUUUGUUAUUUGCCAUGAAUGCAGCCAUUUCUCUUCAAGCAGAUGAAAUGAUAAAUUAAUGACCAGGGGACCAGUGCAUCUGGAGCAAAAAUGGAUAGAGAAGUGGAAGGGACUGUUUCUGAGCCUCUUUCGGAUUAUGUCACCACUGACAGGACUGACCUGUAUGGAUUUGAGAGACCUCAUGAUUUUGAAAGCUACAAAGACAUGAUGGAUACAUAUGCCUCAGUCCUCAGCAGAAGGUCACAAAGGUGGUCCCAACUGCUUCAGGGAAAACCAGAUGUUGAGAAGAACAUGACAGUAAAGAGAUUUGUGCGAAAAGGCGUGCCUAAUGAGCAUCGUGCCAGAAUCUGGAUGGCAGCAAGUGGUGCCCGGGAAAAACAAGAGAGUAACAAUGGGUAUUACCAGUCGCUACUGGCAGCUGAGCAUGACACUAAACUUAAAGAGACUAUUUACACAGACAUGCAUCGAACAUUCCCUGACAACAUCCUAUUUAAAACCAAAGCGGAUUCAUGCUUGCAAAAAGCUCUCUACAAUAUUCUAGUGGCAUACGGACAUCAUAAUAAAGCUGUAGGAUAUUGUCAGGGGAUGAAUUUUAUUGCGGGAUAUCUCAUUCUAAUUACCAAAGAUGAAGAGAAAUCCUUCUGGCUCUUGGAAGCUCUGUUGGACAGAAUACUCCCUGACUACUACAGCCCUGAUAUGCUGGGACUGAAAACUGACCAGAAGGUUCUAGGUGAACUUGUGAAGACUAAAGCUCCAGCUGUGGGUCAGCUUAUGGAUCAGUAUCCUGGUAUAUGGACACUGGUGGUCUCUCGUUGGUUCAUCUGCCUGUACAUCGACAUUCUUCCCAUAGAGACUGUGUUGCGAAUUUGGGACUGUCUCUUUUACGAAGGCUCCAAGGUACUUUUCCGUGUUGCUCUGACUCUGAUAAUUCACCAUCAGUCAGAAAUCCUGAGAGCUCGCUCUCUACCUGAUGUGUGCUCAUGUUUCAAAGAAAUGACCCAGGGAGUAUUCACUCUAGACUGCCACACCUUCAUGCAGAAAAUAUUUACUGAACCUGGAAGCCUAUCCAAGGCAACUAUUGAGAAACUAAGAGAAAAAUGCAGAAAACAAGUUAUUGAAGAAUCUCACCUGCCAUAAGGAUUUUUUUACAUUAUAUUUUUGUGAGGGAUGGGGCAAUUUUGUACAGGUUUACUUUAAC